Molecule: messenger RNA, 2049 nt
Organism: Trichosporon asahii var. asahii CBS 2479
Lineage: Eukaryota; Fungi; Basidiomycota; Tremellomycetes; Trichosporonales; Trichosporonaceae
Exons: 5
Coding region: 1-2049 (682 amino acids)
Source: RefSeq, a predicted model, not a curated record
AUGCCCUCAGCCUCUGAGAUUCUCUAUCAGUUUCUCAUGAAAGAGUUCCGUCUUUCGGUCAUCUCUUUUGUCUUCCUUAUCUGCUACGGCUCCCCGGUCUUGCGCGCCUACCGCAUCGCAAUGCGCGACACUGAGAGGGCGCUUUAUGGCGUCUUCUUCCAUGCCCUCCCUCACCUCGUUCACUGGUCGUUAGAGGGAAAGUUCUACCACUCUCUCACUCUUCUCGUCGCCUCUCUGAUCAAAGAAUGGUUAAUGACGUCUCGCGACCCGGCGGUGCUUCUUCAGCUCUGCGUACGGUUCUUCUCAGAGGACCAGGCACUUGUCCGGAGCGGGUGGAACAGUCAGACGCAGCACCGCCGUGGUGCUACGGGUGCGAGUAUCCUCGCAGUAGCGCCCCCUCUGAAGGUUGACGUGCUCGGAAGACGAAGCUAUAAAGGCAGGAUCCUCAGCCCCAGUGCAACUGUCAACACCAUCGUCGGCUGGUCGACUUUCCAGUCCGGCACCACCAUGCGCCCCCUCUCUUCUGUUCUCGUCGCUUUCGCGAUCUUCCUCCUGAAGCUUGUGCUGGUGGAAGCCCAUCCCAUCCAUACCGACGCAAGUGACAAGCCAAAACGGGGCCGACGCCAUCGAGACCGCCGUCCUCCUCUUCCCUUUGAUCCGCAGUUGCGGUUCUUUAUCACCGACUGGCAGCACAUGCUUGUUCUCGCCGCCUUUUACGUCGUCUUUGAGACCGUCCGCUGGCUCAAGGAGCGCCGUAGCUCCAACGGCACCCCUGCCCCCGACAAUGGCGCAAACGGUCUAAACCCUCCGUCCUCCGAAUCCGAGUCGAGCGCCCUGAACUCAAGCUCCAGCUCAAUUUCAAGCUACUCAACCUUCUCAAGUGACUCCAGGCUUCCCAUCGCCUUGCAAAAUCCCGCCCUCGCCACGCCUCCUGAUGCCCCGGGCCCGCGGUCUAACUGGGAUGACGAUCUGGCCGCUAUUCGCUGUAUGCUUGGUCGCGGUCCGCCCCCCUACAUCCCUUCGUCUGCAGAGACUGCGGAUAACCAGAACGAUACCCAUACCCAGUCGCCUGGUUCUGAGGGCAUCGGGCAAUCAGCGCCUGCUAACGACCGUCACGCAAGUCCUGAAACCCAGUCUCUGGACGUGCCCAUCUCCGCCAGCCUGAAUGACUCCGGAAACAUUGGGAGUAACAUUCCUGAAAGCCCCAAGAAUGGCUAUGUGAUCGGCUCGGGCAAGGCUGCUCCCAUGACUGAUGCUGGUGCCCCUUCGACCUCUGAAUUCGACCUUACCAUCACCCCUGGCAACACUUCGUCUGGUGUCGCGUGCUCUUCGGGCGGCCAGAAUGGUACCAAGCCUACGACUGCGUACAAUUCAGCGAGUGACUCGGGCAUCAAGGGUAUCCUCAACACGGCUCAAGGCAAGGGUGACAAGCAGCGCCGAGUUCGCUUCUGGGAUCACGCUGCCCAGUACCAGACUGGCCGUGCCGUUCGUCCGGACUCCUCGGUUCCACGCCCGAACACCACCUGCGGCGACUCCUUCGACUCCACUGCGACCAACGCUAAGACUCCCGUUCAAGACAAGCUCGCUCAGACGUUCAGCGGGGUCAGCCCUAGCUGCUCUUCGUCUGGCCAUUAUCCUGCCAACGGCAAAUCUAACGGUCUCAUCCCGCCCGGAGAGAUUAUGUCUUCUCGUCCCGCACCUCCGGUCCCUGAUCCAGUCCCUCGUCCUCGCUCGGGCAUGCAGCACCGUCGUACUCCCUGCGUCUCCUCCCAGGACGACAUCACGGGCAGCCAUGCUACCGCUACCGGAUCCCGCCCCACUCCCCACUUCUACGACUUCACUCAGGCCGCUGAAGAAGAGGAGAAGGCCGUUCAGUUCUUGGCCCAGUCCACGAUCGACGUAGAUCCCUCUCCUAUCGCUAGCCGUCCUUCCUGUUCCGAGAGUAUUCGCGAGCCAUGGUCUGAUCUUUCAGUCCUCCCCGAUCUUCCGGCCCACGACAAUCGUCGUGAAGAGUUCAAGGAGCGUACCCUUCGUACCGGCAAGAUGUGA